AAUCUAAAGAUAGAAAAACUUGGAAGCUUACGAGAAUCCAUAAUUCUCGUUAUUGAAGUAAUGUCUACGGAUGUGGUUACCAUGUCUAAAAUUGGCUGAACAUCCGUAAGUAAUAAAAGGGUGAUUCUUGGUUCCACAAGAAAUAUGUAAGAAUACGUUUUUAAGCACUAUCUAAGAGUAAACAAAAUCAAACCCCAAGUUUCAUUAAGAAUAAUGGGAGAAACAGAAGAGAAAGAAGUGAAGAAGAAUCAUGGUGAUAAAGAAGACGAACACAACAAGGCUGAGAAGGCAGAUAAGGCAGAUAAGAAGGAGAAGAAGAAGGAUAAAGAUAAGAAGGAUAAGAACGAGGACGAUAAAAAAGGUGGAGGAGAAGAAGGUGAAGAUCAAGAGAAGAAGAGCAAGAAGAAAGAUAAGAAGACGAAGAAAGAGAAGAACCCUGAAGAUAAGAAAGACCCAGAGAAGUUGAAGAUGAAACUUCAGAAGAUUGAAGAAAAGAUUCAAGCUAUGGUUUUAAAAAAAGAUGAGAUCGUGAAGCUUAUUCAUGAUGCUGAACAAGCUAAAGCUAGUGCAGUGGCAACAGAUGCACCACCACCAACUAAUUAACUCAAUUUCCAAACACAAAUUGAUAUAUACUACGAUAUAUGAUUUUAUAUUUUGGUUUUCUUGGGGAUCUCAAUAAGAAAUGCUGAUGAAUGUUGUUUUCAUCGUUAUUUUGGUAGGAUUUUCUCAUUUCUGUUUUUCGUUUGUUUAAUUUAUAUGUUUGUAUAUAUUGUACAAAAAACCAUCUGCUUUUUAGUA
Messenger RNA from Brassica napus (rape), 798 nucleotides. RefSeq names its product protein PXR1-like. The record is from RefSeq and is a predicted model, not a curated record. NCBI's taxonomy places the organism in Eukaryota, Viridiplantae, Streptophyta, Magnoliopsida, Brassicales, Brassicaceae. The coding region runs from base 214 to 603 and encodes 129 amino acids. The transcript has a single exon.